AUGGCAGAAAAGAAAAUCCAAGAAAACCCCCUACCUGAGGAUUCACAACCAGAACCAGGAGACAAACCGAAAGAUGCACCCAAACAAGUGCCUAAAACAGUGGUGGCCGUGCCUGUACCACCACAUCCCACUUCUCGAUUCAGUAUUCCUUCUCUGACUAAGACUCCACCUAAUGAGUUGUAUAGAAAGCUACUUCCUGCCAUUUUAUUUGUCCUAACAUUUGUAACUGUUAUGACGAUGCUACUCAUUUAUAUGGACACAGUUGCUCUGGGAGCACAACAGUUCCGUCUGAAUAUGUCUCGAGAUUAUGAGCUGGCCCGAAUUCCUGCUGAGUCCGCUACUUUGGUUGCUUACGUGCGCCAAUUGCAUUUAGCCCCUAGACCUCCUAAGAACCCCCCUCCAGAACCCACAAUCACCGACAGAGUUGAGGUGCUAGACAGACUUUACGGGGAAAUUUACAACGGCACUUUUGUGGAGUUCCUACCGCGCGGAGGCCGCGAGCCCACCACUGCAUACUUGGAGAUGAUGCGCGGAUGGAAGGGGGUAGUGGUGAGGGCUGCACCGCGAGACUUCUUGGCAUUGAGGGGUGCCGCCAGUGCGCUACAUGCCUGUCUCAGUCCCACUACCCACCCGAGAGAGGUGAGCUAUCAAGAGCCGGAGAGCAGUGGAGUGACGUUCAGCUCGCGGGUCCUGUGUCUACCGCUGUACACCGUGCUGCUGGCUGCGGACGCGACGCAGGCGCACUAUGUGCUGUUGGGAGGGGAUGCAGCGCCGGCGGCCCUCGCGCAUUUGCCCUUCCACGAAUCGGCCGUUCGUCUUCAGGUGAUCGAGUACCGUUCGACUGAUCCGUCGGCCCGCAACAAGACAACAGAACUCCUCCUCACCAAGAACUACACGAUCGCCGCUGAAUUUCGCGAUGGGGUCAUGUUCGCCCUCAAACGAACGCCGUAG
Molecule: messenger RNA, 951 nt
Organism: Leptosia nina
Lineage: Eukaryota; Metazoa; Arthropoda; Insecta; Lepidoptera; Pieridae
Source: the annotation of a GenBank genome assembly